AGGAGGAUCGCCGUCGUGUGCAGCGGGAGGCCCGGGCCAGCGCCGCAGCCUGCAGUCUCUCUGCCCGCAGGACUGAGCCCUCGCCGCCUGAACGCUCGGGCUCCGGCCGCCGUGGCCUCGGGAAACGGCUGUUUACGGGUUUAUGUGAAAGGCACAGCCGGUGGGUGUUUGAGAAUAAGUGCUGAGAUCAUGCAUGAUGUGAUAAAGAAGGUCAAGAAGAAGGGGGAAUGGAAGGUGUUGGUGGUGGACCAGCUGAGCAUGAGGAUGCUGUCCUCCUGCUGCAAGAUGACGGACAUCAUGACCGAGGGCAUCACAAUUGUGGAAGAUAUCAACAAGCGCCGGGAGCCUCUCCCCAGCCUGGAGGCCGUGUAUCUCAUUACUCCGUCUGAGAAGUCCGUCCACUCUCUCAUCAGUGACUUUAAGGACCCCCCGACUGCUAAGUACCGGGCUGCACACGUCUUCUUCACUGACUCUUGCCCAGAUGCCCUGUUUAAUGAGCUGGUGAAGUCCCGAGCAGCCAAAGUCAUUAAGACACUGACGGAAAUCAACAUUGCGUUCCUCCCAUACGAAUCCCAGGUGUAUUCCUUGGACUCUGCGGAUUCUUUCCAAAGCUUCUACAGCCCCCACAAGGCACAGAUGAAGAAUCCCAUCCUGGAGCGCCUGGCGGAGCAGAUCGCGACUCUGUGCGCCACCCUGAAGGAGUACCCCGCCGUGCGGUACCGGGGGGAGUACAAGGACAAUGCCUUGCUGGCUCAGCUAAUCCAGGACAAGCUCGACGCCUAUAAAGCUGAUGACCCAACGAUGGGGGAGGGCCCAGACAAGGCGCGCUCCCAGCUCCUGAUCCUGGAUCGUGGCUUUGACCCCAGCUCCCCUGUGCUUCAUGAACUGACCUUCCAGGCAAUGAGCUAUGACCUGCUGCCUAUUGAAAAUGAUGUGUAUAAGUACGAGACGAGUGGCAUCGGCGAGGCGCGGGUAAAGGAAGUGCUCCUGGACGAGGAUGACGACCUGUGGAUCGCGCUGCGCCACAAGCACAUCGCGGAGGUGUCCCAGGAAGUUACCCGGUCUCUGAAAGACUUUUCUUCUAGCAAGAGAAUGAAUACUGGAGAGAAGACCACCAUGAGGGACCUGUCACAGAUGCUGAAGAAGAUGCCCCAGUACCAGAAAGAGCUGAGCAAGUACUCCACCCACCUGCACCUUGCUGAGGACUGCAUGAAGCAUUACCAGGGCACCGUCGACAAGCUCUGCCGGGUGGAGCAGGACCUGGCGAUGGGCACGGAUGCCGAGGGGGAGAAGAUCAAGGACCCCAUGCGAGCCAUCGUCCCCAUUCUGCUGGACGCGAACGUCAGCACGUAUGACAAAAUCCGCAUCAUCCUGCUCUACAUUUUCCUGAAGAAUGGCAUCACUGAGGAAAACCUGAACAAGCUGAUCCAGCACGCCCAGAUCCCCCCGGAGGACAGCGAGAUCAUCACCAACAUGGCUCACCUCGGCGUGCCCAUUGUCACGGACUCCACGCUGCGGCGCCGGAGCAAGCCGGAGCGGAAGGAGCGUAUCAGCGAGCAGACCUACCAGCUCUCCCGGUGGACCCCGAUCAUCAAGGACAUCAUGGAGGACACUAUUGAGGACAAACUUGACACCAAGCACUACCCUUACAUCUCCACCCGCUCCUCUGCCUCCUUCAGCACCACUGCUGUCAGCGCCCGCUACGGGCACUGGCAUAAGAACAAGGCCCCAGGAGAGUACCGCAGUGGCCCCCGCCUCAUUAUUUUCAUCCUUGGGGGCGUGAGCCUGAAUGAGAUGCGCUGUGCUUACGAAGUGACCCAAGCCAACGGCAAGUGGGAGGUGCUGAUAGGAUCCACGCACAUUCUCACCCCACAGAAACUGCUGGACACGCUGAAGAAGCUGAAUAAAACAGAUGAAGAAAUAAGCAGUUAAAAAAAUAAGCCCCCUCCAACGCCCGCCCCUCUGCUCCCUCCCGUGCUCCGACCGCCUUCCAUGACUUCGCUGACACUCCGUCCAUUGCCCCCAGCUCUGCACGCCCGGCCGCCGGCACUGUCGCUGCCGCGUUCUCGUGUUUAAUGAUGCCCUGCCCUCGUUUGAAACGAGAAAAUAAUGCAUUGUGUUUUUUAAGAAGAGUACCUUGUAUAUGUCCCCUGACAGGAGGAGUUCACGUGCAAGCGCCACGCUGCGGGAGUUUGCACUGUUUAGGUGAACGGACGCCUUCUCCCCCUUAUUUAUGACCGUGACCUUGUACAUAGCCCUGCGUGACAUGCGCAAAUCGCUCGAGAAUGGAAAGGUAGAUGUUUGGAUGUUUUUAAAAACUUGCGUUGGGUGUUCCUUUUCUCAUUGGGAACCACAGCUUUGUCUGUGUUCUCGGGGUAUCUCACACUGAGGAUAAAGCUUACCUUCACCCCCCUCUCCACCCUUUGGUGCCUGCCAUUGUCCAGAGAAGCUGGGAAACGACCAUCGGGGCACAGCCCCUGAGCUUGGAGGUGAAACCACCCUCUUUGCCCUUCCCAGGCGCUCGCACCCCUGGUGCCCUGGUCGUGGGCAGGGGCUCGGGUGUCCGCUCAAAGCCAGGAUGGUGUCCUCUUCUCUAGAGUAAGUCACGGUGCCCAGACGUGAAAGCAGAGCCCCACUGGGACCUCGUCUCCUUUGGAGAAGCAGUUAGGCCCGAUCCUUCUGCUAGACCCCUUCCUCCUUCCCCAGAUCACCCAUAACUGCUCAUUUUCCCUGGUAGGGUCGGCCUGGGUAGAGCUCAGGGGUCAAGAAUGGACUAGAGCAGAUGGUCUCGGAGACUGCUGUCUCUUUGCAGGGGUCUUUGCCGUAGGGAAGGGUCCUUGGCCUGAAGAACAGCCCGUGGACUGAACAGACGUGUGCCCGCACAGCCAGCACCUCCUGUCAGGUUAUCCUCAGUCUAAGUUACGCCAUGACACUUUCUUCUGUGCAGCGUGGGGUCAUACGUCACUGUGCUUGUAAGAGAAGACGAUCGUUUUAUUCUCUGUAUAAAAACUUAGCUGUAUACAACUUAGCUCUAAAGCAAAAACUAACGAAGCGAAUGCAGGAAGGAUGUCUCGGCAUCCUCAAGACGCAGCAGCCCUCCGUCCUCCAGUAGUGAGCACACCAUUUGUCCUGCUGCUGUUGUCGUGAAAUAGAAUGACAGUGGAAGUCACAAAAAAUGUCCCCUGUCCAGCCCUCUCCCCGCCGCCCUUUAGCCCCCGCAGACUGUGCGUGUAUUUCUGUGUCUCGUGGUGUCGUUGCCAACGUGGUGUAUGCUAGUUCAACUCGGCCCGCUUCCCCGUCAGAACACGGUCCUCGGCCGCCCGUUAGAUGCAUCGUGCCUAACGUCCUCCUCCAGGCUUUGAAACGCCCCCUUCGCGCUCAGCUUAGUUUUCAGUCUCUCCUGCCGCCCCCGCAGGUGCCUCCUUCCCGAGGACAGAGCUGUAGGUACUUGCACUGUCGCUGCUCGUCGUCCCCUCCCUUGACCAAACGAUGCUCAUGCUUCAGGACCUUGUCUGUCGAACAUGUUGGUUUUCCUUUCUCUGUUAUUUAUAUAAAGAUAAUUUAUCAAAAGGAUAUUUUAAAAAAGCUAGUCUGUCUUGAAACUUGUUUACCUUGAGAAACUAUGCGCAUCUCCGUGUUUGGAAGUAUUGAAGCACAAACAUGUAUCAUCCCUGUACCGUUCUGUACUAAAGCACUCGGGUCGAGUCAAUAAAGACAUCAGUGCCCGCUCGCGGAGUCCGGGCUGCCCCCGGUCUGCUUU
This is a messenger RNA of Tupaia belangeri chinensis (Chinese tree shrew), 3760 nucleotides long. RefSeq names its product syntaxin binding protein 1 (gene STXBP1). The transcript has 19 exons. Gene Ontology annotation, biological process: vesicle-mediated transport. NCBI's taxonomy places the organism in Eukaryota, Metazoa, Chordata, Mammalia, Scandentia, Tupaiidae. Bases 190 to 1932 code for a protein of 580 amino acids. The record is from RefSeq and is a predicted model, not a curated record.